Molecule: messenger RNA, 779 nt
Organism: Darwinula stevensoni
Lineage: Eukaryota; Metazoa; Arthropoda; Ostracoda; Podocopida; Darwinulidae
Source: the annotation of a GenBank genome assembly
GGGAAGAGGAGCAGGGACAAGCUUUUUAAAGCAAUGUUGCGCGAAACGAUGUGCGAGGCUACGUCAGAAAGAGCAUCACUGUUACCCGCUGUCGCCAUAUUUGUGUUUGGAGAAGCUUGGCGUGCCGGGAUCAGAGAACGCUGAAUUUCAUUAUAUCUGAAGAACUCAACUGAAUUCCAUCUUGCAUCCCUUUAUCCUAGGGCAAAUACAACGAUGGGUGUUACUGUCGAGACAAUCACCCCAGGAGAUGGCUCUUCAUUCCCAAGAAAGGGGCAAACAGUUGUCGUUCACUACACAGGUACCCUUCAGAAUGGGAAGAAGUUUGAUUCAUCCAGAGAUCGUGGACGUCCAUUCAAGUUCUCCUUAGGGAAGGGAGAAGUCAUCAGAGGCUGGGAUGAAGGAGUUGCUCAAAUGACUGUCGGUCAAAGGGCCAAGUUGACAUGUUCUCCAGAUUAUGCCUAUGGAGAGCAAGGUCAUCCAGGUGUCAUCCCACCAAAUGCCACCUUGAUAUUUGAUGUUGAGCUCCUGAAACUUGAGUGAGCUUGCUUUUACUGGAUCUGGAGUAUUUCCAUCUGUGUGAUGUCCUCUUUCAUAAAAUGUGUGUGAAAGGGAUCUUUCAGUUAAACCUUUUUGGCACUCCUUCCAUAUCUCUUCUUCCUGAGGAAUUCACAUUUCCGUGAAAUGAUUUCUCUGUCUGUAUCACCUUUUACUGUCAAAUUUUAUCCAUGUUCUUACUUUCAUGUCAUGUUGAUGGAAUGAAGUUAUAAUGCUUGAGUCGC